Molecule: messenger RNA, 828 nt
Organism: Ctenopharyngodon idella (grass carp)
Lineage: Eukaryota; Metazoa; Chordata; Actinopteri; Cypriniformes; Xenocyprididae
Gene: nmu
Product: neuromedin U
Exons: 10
Coding region: 81-605 (174 amino acids)
Biological process (GO): regulation of smooth muscle contraction
Molecular function (GO): neuromedin U receptor binding
Source: RefSeq, a predicted model, not a curated record
CUCCGAGAGUUCAUAAUGUCUGGCUGGUAACUCAGACCACACGAACCGGCGCAAGCGAACGGACUGACGCGCACGAGAGCAUGAUGAGCAGCAGUCAGUGUGAACGCGGAGCAGCUCAGAGCGCGAUGAGCCCAGCACACAACUACACCCUGAUGCUCGCUGUCCUCUUCAUCUCCUUCAUACCCAUCACCACAAGUGCUCCAGUGCUCUUGAACCCAUCUUCAAUAGAUCAUGAGCAGUUACUAACCCAGAUAACUGAUCUGUGCUCGUUCUACCUCUCCGCAGACCCAUCCUUUAGAACAUCUGAUAUCCUGGAGGAUCUGUGUUUCCUAAUGCUGGGAUCACUGCAAAAAUCGAAGGAGAUCACAGCUCGAGAGACCAGUAAAAGGUUCUUAUUUCAUUACACUAAACCGAAUGGUGCAGGAUUGUCAGAUGGGACGUCUACUGUGUUGCACCCUCUUCUGGAGCUCAUACCCCAGCUUGCCAGAAGAAGAAGCAGGAGAAUGAAAUUAAAUGAUGAUCUUCAAGGGCCUGGACGAAUCCAGAGCAGAGGGCACUUCCUUUAUCGGCCACGAAAUGGAAGAAGAUCUGCGGAGUAUGUGUAAAACAAUAAAGAAUCGAAAAAGCACCAGACCCCGUGCCACAGAUGUGCUGAUCCAGAGCCAGUCAACCUGAAACGUCACGUCACUCGUUCCAGAAAACACCCCCCUAUUGAAUUGUGAUGUUGAAUGUACAGACAGAAUCCAAAUAAAGUCUUUUAUCUGUCCAAAUGUCCUGUUUGUGUAACUGUGCUGUGCCUUUUCAAUUAAAAGCAUUAUAAAAUGUUUC